Messenger RNA from Suillus bovinus, 1836 nucleotides. RefSeq names its product CTP synthase N-terminus-domain-containing protein. Gene Ontology annotation, molecular function: CTP synthase activity; identical protein binding. Gene Ontology annotation, cellular component: cytoophidium; cytoplasm. Gene Ontology annotation, biological process: pyrimidine nucleobase biosynthetic process; CTP biosynthetic process. Bases 1 to 1836 code for a protein of 611 amino acids. NCBI's taxonomy places the organism in Eukaryota, Fungi, Basidiomycota, Agaricomycetes, Boletales, Suillaceae. The record is from RefSeq and is a predicted model, not a curated record. The transcript is spliced from 12 exons.
AUGACAAAAUAUAUCCUUGUUUCCGGAGGUGUUGUUAGUGGGAUCGGGAAGGGUGUUAUCGCCUCCUCAACAGGCCUACUCCUAAAAACUGCAGGCCUCAAGGUCACAGCUAUCAAGAUAGAUCCUUAUAUGAAUAUAGAUGCUGGUACUAUGCGACCGACAGAACAUGGCGAAGUCUACGUUUUGAAUGAUGGUGGCGAGGUGGAUCUAGACCUGGGGAAUUAUGAGAGAUACCUCGACGUUACACUAUCCAAAGACAAUAACAUUACUACGGGCAAAAUAUAUCGUGAAGUUAUUGAGAAGGAACGGAGAGGGGAGUACCUUGGAAAAACGGUGCAAAUUGUGCCGCACGUAACGAACGCGAUUCAAGAUUGGAUACAGCGUGUUUCAAAGAUACCGGUGGAUGAAUCAGGAGAGGAACCUGAUAUUUGUAUUGUGGAGCUUGGCGGCACUGUCGGAGAUAUCGAGUCGGCGCCGUUUAUAGAGGCAAUGCGCCAGUUCCAGUUUCGCGUUGGACACGAUAAUUUCGCAUUGAUUCAUGUUUCACUUGUUCCCGACAUGCAUGGCGAGCAGAAGACAAAGCCAACUCAGACUACUGUUCAUGCAUUGCGCGGGCUCGGUCUGCUGCCCGACCUAAUUGCGUGCCGGUUAUUGGGGCGCCAACCCCUUGAAUCCUCUACCAAGGACAAAAUUUCCAUGUUCUGUCACGUUGCGUCGGAGCAGGUGAUAGGCGUUCAUGAUGUCUCGUCUGUCUACCACGUCCCCUUGCUCUUACAGUCGCAACGAAUUAUCGAGUAUCUCCGUAAGCGGCUCAAUCUCGCAAGUUUGAACAUCACAGAAGAGUGGGUUUCCAAAGGGCUGUCCUUGGAAAUGAAGUGGAGAGCCGUAACAAAAGGGCAAGAACGCCUCUUCGACGAAGUCAAAAUCGUCCUUGUUGGGAAGUACACCGAUCUGAAAGACUCGUACAUGUCUGUCAUAAAAGCCCUCGAACAUUCUGCAUUCCGCGUUCGCAGGAAACUCACUAUUCAGUGGGUCGAGUCAUCGGACCUGGAGUCUUCAACGCAGGAAUCUGAUCCUGCUAAAUACCACGAUGCGUGGCGAGCAGUUGUUGGUGCUGGCGGUAUUCUGGUUCCUGGCGGGUUCGGAAAGCGCGGCACGGAGGGUAUGAUUCUUGCCAUCAAAUGGGCACGAGAGCAGAAAAUCCCUUUCCUUGGUAUCUGCCUCGGCUUCCAGAUGGCUGUGGUAGAAUGGGCACGUAGCGUGCUCGAAAUACCAGAUGCUCAUUCGGCUGAGCUCGUUCCCGAUACACAAAAUGCUUUUAUUAUCUUCAUGCCUGAGAUCUCACGCACUCAUAUGGGUGGAACAAUGCGCCUGGGUCUUCGACCCACUGUAUUUGACCGUGAAUUUGAGGCUUGGUCCAAGGCUCGCAAGUUAUACGGCGGCAAUGAAAAAAUGUGGGAAAGGCAUCGACACCGAUACGAGGUCAACCCGGAACAGGUGCAGCGUCUACAGGAGAGCGGUCUUACAUUCGUGGGCAAGGACGAAAAGGGGGAGAGAAUGCAGAUCCUUGAACUCAAAGAUCAUCCAUUUUUCAUGGGUCUACAAGCCCAUCCCGAACUGUGCUCUAGACCACUCAACCCUUCACCACCCUUCCUAGGCUUCAUUGCAGCGUCUUGUGGACAAUCUGAUCUCGAAGAACAGAUCCAGGAACAACUAAAAUCCUUCCGCCCACCUCACCCCGAACAUUCGAUGGUUAGUGAAGAGGCGUUGAGGACAAGUACGCAAGAACAUCCGAUUGCCAAUGGUGUCGGUACCAUGACACCACCAACUGACUAA